Talpa occidentalis (Iberian mole) is the source of this 1364-nucleotide messenger RNA. It is a transcript of the gene TMEM79, whose product is annotated as transmembrane protein 79. The transcript has 4 exons. NCBI's taxonomy places the organism in Eukaryota, Metazoa, Chordata, Mammalia, Eulipotyphla, Talpidae. Gene Ontology annotation, cellular component: lysosomal membrane; trans-Golgi network membrane. The record is from RefSeq and is a predicted model, not a curated record. The coding region runs from base 154 to 1338 and encodes 394 amino acids. Gene Ontology annotation, biological process: regulated exocytosis.
CUCUGGGCGGACUUGGCCUCUUUCCGGCUUCUCCAAGCCCUUGAGAAAAACUUUAUUAACAAAGCUGCCGGAGAAUGGACAUUGGACCCAGCGAGAGGGCUGAAGCUAAGGGUGACAUGACGUUGCAGUAGACCCCAGAACUGAGACCCCAGUAUGACAGAACCUGAAACAUUGGCUUUGCUGGAAGUGAAGGGGCAAGAGGCUCCUGAGAAGAGCUCACCCCAGGUCUUGGUCCCCAAUAGCCGGCAGGCAGAAGAGGAAGGUGGGGUUGAGUCCCCCGGAACUGAAGACUCCAGAGUGGGGUCUUCAACUGGGUCUCCCACUGCUGGAGAGGGGGCUGAGGAUGGUCUAGACAGCACAGUAAGCGAGGCUGCCACCUUGCCCUGGGGGGCUGUUCCCCAGCCCAGUGCCCCAUUCCUAGAUCCCCCGGGCUGGCGGGACAUUGAGCCUGAGCCCCUUGAUUCAGAGUCACCCACCAAGCUAGAGGAGUUGCCUGAAGAUGACGCCAACUUGCUGCCUGAGAAGGUGGCCCGGGCCUUCGUGCCCAUUGACUUGCAGUGCAUUGAGCGGCAGCCCCCGGAGGACCUCGUCGUGCGCUGUGAGGCUGGGGAGGGUGAACGCCGCCGGACCUUCCUGCCCUCCCGGACCACCCACCCUGAGCCCUCUGAGCGCAAGUGGGCUGAGGCAGUGGUGAGGCCGCCUCACCGUUCCUGUGAGGGCUGUGGGAGCUGCGGGGGGCGUGAGGGGCUGAGGGCCGUGGUCUCCGUGGGAGCUGCCCUUGUCUUCUUCCCCUGCCUGCUGUAUGGAGCCUAUGCCUUCCUGCCCUUCGAUGCCCCACGGCUGCCUACCAUGAGCUCCCGCCUCAUCUACACGCUGCGCUGCGGGGUCUUUGCCACCUUUCCUAUCAUACUGGGGCUCCUGGUGUACGGGCUGAGCCUGUUGUGCUUUUCUGCCCUCCGGCCCUUUGGGGAGCCACGGCGGGAGGUGGAGAUUCACCGGCGGUACGUGGCUCAGUCGGUCCAGCUCUUCAUCCUCUACUUCUUCAACCUGGCCGUGCUUUCUACCUACCUGCCCCAAGAUACCCUCAAACUGCUCCCUCUGCUCACUGGCCUCUUCGCCAUCUCUCGGCUGAUAUACUGGCUCACCUUCGCCGUGGGCCGCUCCUUCCGAGGCUUUGGUUACGGCCUCACCUUCCUGCCCCUGAUGGCCAUGCUGAUGUGGAACCUCUACUACAUGUUCGUGGUGGAGCCCGAGCGCAUGCUUACUGCAGAGAGCCGCCUGGACUACCCUGACCACGCCCGCGCAGCCUCAGACUACAGGCCCCGCCCCUGGGGCUGAGCAGCUCCGUCCUCUGGCGCCCAGCC